Molecule: messenger RNA, 1553 nt
Organism: Entrophospora sp. SA101
Lineage: Eukaryota; Fungi; Glomeromycota; Glomeromycetes; Entrophosporales; Entrophosporaceae
Source: the annotation of a GenBank genome assembly
GUUAUGAUCAUACAAUAGACAAGUUAUGGGCAAAUUGGAAAGGAAAAUAUUCCGAAGUUUAUUCACCAUUAAUUGCAGGAGCUACACCAAAAACUACUUCUGCAUCAAUAAUAUCACAAUUAGAACCGUUUCGAAUCAAAUCCCAAGGAUCUGAAAGUAUAAACGGUUUGAGAGGAGUAUUGAAUGGUGUACAAACAAUGAUUUUCAACAAUGUCAACAAUGUUGAAGUUAGAUUUUUGAGUGGUGAUAUUUCUGGUGAUGUAGCAUUGAUUGCUACGCCUUUUGAUGUAUCUAAAACUAUGCGACAAGUUGUCUUGAGGAUACCGGUGAAAAUUUAUAUGCAAGAUUUCCUUGAAGGUCAAGAGUCUUCUGAGUACAAGUUUCAACGAAAAGCAAUAGUCAACAACCCGUACACACCAAGAUAUGCUGAUUUAUUAAGCAGAGUUCAUAACUUUGCUAUUAUCGAAUCAACUCUUAGAGAGGGCGAGCAAUUUGCGAAUGCAUUUUUUGAUACAAAGAAAAAAAUAGAAAUUGCUAAAGCGUUAGAUACAUUUGGAGUAGAAUAUAUUGAAUUGACAUCACCGGCUGCAUCUGAACAAUCAAGGCAAGAUUGCCAAGCAAUUUGUGUUGAUGGAGUUGAUGUAGUGAUUGGUACUUCGUCAUAUUUAAGGGAAUUUAGUCACGGCAAAGAUAUGGAUUAUAUUACAGAGAAGGCAACUGAAGUGAUACAAUUUGUUAAAUCCAAAGGAAUUGAAGUUCGAUUUUCAUCAGAAGAUUCAUUUCGUAGCGAUCUAGUGGAUUUAUUGAGUAUUUAUCGGACAGUGGAUAAAUUGGGUGUUAACAGAGUUGGCAUAGCUGAUACAGUCGGAUGUGCAAAUCCAAGACAAGUUUAUGAAUUAGUCAGAACCCUUAGAGGUGUUGUUUCUUGUGAUAUUGAAUGCCACUUUCAUAACGAUACUGGAUGUGCUAUUGCUAAUGCUUAUGCUGCACUUGAAGCAGGAGCGACACAUAUUGAUACAUCAAUUUUAGGUAUUGGAGAACGUAAUGGUAUCACACCACUUGGAGGUUUGAUUGCAAGAAUGUAUACAGCAAAUAAAGAUUAUAUUAAAUCCAAAUAUAAAUUACACAUGUUAAGAGAUUUAGAAAAUUUGGUAGCAGAUUCAGUCGGUGUGGAGGUUCCAUUUAACAAUUACAUUACUGGUUAUUGUGCUUUUACUCAUAAAGCUGGUAUACAUGCUAAAGCUAUAUUAAAUAAUCCAAGUACUUAUGAGAUUUUGAAACCUGAAGAUUUUGGUAUGACUAGAUAUGUAUCAAUUGGACAUCGGUUAACCGGUUGGAAUGCAGUUAAGAAUCGUGUUGAACAAUUGGAUUUAACCUUAACAGAUGAACAAGUUAAAAAGGUUACAACUAAAAUUAAGGAAUUGGCCGAUAUUAGACCUCAAAGUAUGGAAGAUGUAGAUAAUUUAUUAAGGAAUUAUCAUCAUAUCGUAACUUCUGGUGAUCAAUCUAAAGUAGAUAUUUUCUUAUCAGCUACUCAGUUGUCAAUUAAUUGA